Messenger RNA from Galleria mellonella (greater wax moth), 1297 nucleotides. RefSeq lists its product as uncharacterized. The record is from RefSeq and is a predicted model, not a curated record. The transcript is spliced from 2 exons. Lineage: Eukaryota; Metazoa; Arthropoda; Insecta; Lepidoptera; Pyralidae. Bases 35 to 649 code for a protein of 204 amino acids.
CUUCAUUACCAAUUCUGUUGUAGGAAGAAUCACAAUGAAAAUUAUCUGGUUUUAUGCAAUUACAGCAGCAACUAUUAUUACAGCAGAACAAGUGCAAGAAAAAUCUGAUGGAAUUAACAAGAUAUUAGACAACUUAAUGAAACAAACGGAAAACAAUAAUUAUGGAAACUAUGAUCUUAAUCAUAACCUCACAAUAAAAAGUAAAGGUAAAUCAGGUAAUAAUUCUAAAAUAAUAUAUAUAAAGCCAAACAUAAAAAGUCGUGAUAAAAAUUCAGAUGAACCUAAGAAUAAUAGUAUUGAAAACUUUGAUAAAAAUGCAUUUAAGGAUUUUAGACGAUUGAAACAGAGUCAAGAAUAUAGUGAAGAGUCGGGAAACAAUAAUAAAAACAUUGACAAAGAUAUAUUGAAACAAAAAAUUUUAUUUGAAGAUAAUGACAAUUCAACAAUCAGAACAACAGAUUAUGUAUUAUCGUUAUUUGAUCCAGAAGCAUUAUCUAAACUAGAUUCCGAUAAAUUAACCAGAAUGGGUUCAGAAGAACUUUCAAGUUUGAUUGAUACGAAAGCUAGGAGUGGCUCUCCCGAUGAGGAUUAUUUAUUUAAUUACGAAGAAAUUAUAACAGAAAAAAAAACAAUCUCAACCAGAAACUAGUAAUUUUAAUUCAUUUUUAUCUAACUUCCAAACUAAGAGUAUUAAUUCCGAUGUGACAGAAAUAAAGGUACCUGAUUACAAUAAUAAUGAUUUUGGUUCAGAGGUAGAUAUGAUACCUAUGAGUAAUACUCAUCGAGAAAAAAUAUUAAAUAAAUUAUUCCAAAAAAAACGAGCACCUUCAUUGUUAUAUAGAGAAAACAAAAAAAUAGAAAAAGUAGAGGCUCCAAUGAAUAAUCUCCUAACAAAUUAUAUGGGGGAAUUAGUGCGUUCGGCUCAACCUAACAAUAAUCUGUCAGUUGAAAUAAUAAAUAUUCCAAAUAUUUACAAACCAUAUGAAAACAUAUUGGAGAGAAAUCUUUGUUGCGGAAAUAAUUGGAGAAACGUAUUGUCGAGAGUUGGGAAAAUGCAAAAAUAUAAUCGGAUUAUUUACUUGAAUUAUUUAAUUAAUAGAAUGAUGCCAAGAUAUGUUUAUCAACCUUUAUAUAAUAGUUUUGUGUAUAAGUAAUAAAACUGUUUUGAAGAUAUUAUAUUUACGUACAUGGGAAGGUAACGAUUAAUGAUGGUCAGUAGGUCAUAAAAUUGCAUUAAUCCUCAUAUAGUAAUUACAUUAAAAAACUCUCAAAUGUAAUAAUUAAAUAAUUAAAACUU